AUGGCUCCCUUAUUGACAAACGAACCACCGAAGACCCAAAAUGGCACGGGGCAAUCUCAACCCUACAUCAUCCGUGAGGAGCCGCUGGGGAGUACUCGUCGUCUACGGAUCGCCACUAUCGGUGCUGGAAUCAGCGGUCUGAACAUGAUUCGGACUCUCCGCAAGUCCAUGACCAACUACGAGCACGUCGUAUAUGAGAAAAACCCGGAGGUGGGUGGCACAUGGUAUGAAAACCGGUACCCAGGCUGCCAGUGUGAUCAUCCCUCGCAUAACUACCAGUUCACUUGGCGACCCAACCCACGGUGGUCGCAGUUUUCAGCCUGCGCGGACGAGAUUCAGAAGUAUAUUCUAGACCUCUGCGACGAUGAAGAUAUGCGCCCGGAAAUCAAGACAUCACAUCAGAUCAUCGGCGCCAGGUGGAAGCCGGACACUUCGCAGUGGGUUUUGCAGGUCAAGAAUCUUAUUACCGGCGAGACCCUAGAGGACCAUUGCCACUUUCUCCUAAAUGCAACAGGAAUUUUGAACAAUUGGAAGUGGCCAGAUAUCCCAGGCCUCUCGGACUUUACCGGAGACCUCGUACACAGUGCUGCCUGGUCAGAGGGUCUGGAAUAUCAAGGGAAGCGUGUGGCUGUGAUUGGUAACGGCUCUUCUGGGGUGCAGAUCGUGCCGGCAAUUCAACCAGAUGUCCAGCAUCUCGUGCACUUUAUUAGAUCGCCAACUUGGAUCGCGCCACCCCAAACGGAGCGCAUGCUAAAGGGUGCAUCUGACGCAGUGCUACAGUCUGCUCAAAUGGAUGGAAACUUAUUCAAGCCGGAACAGAUGGCGCGGUUUGAGAAAGACCCUGAGUAUUACCGGACCUUCAUCAAGGCGACAGAGGAGCAAGUGAAUGCCAGAUUUCGGACGAUGGUCAACAACGACGGGCUUGCGGACCAACUGCAGAAGCAUCUAGAGUCCCAUAUGGCUUCUGUUCUCCGUGGCAACCCUGAACUCAUCCGCGCUGCCAUCCCCACGACCUUCCCGGCUGGCUGCCGCCGACUUACUCCAGGUCCAGGCUACCUUGAGUCUCUCAGCGCCCCAAACGUCCGCGUUGUCACAGAGUCUAUCCGCCGAGUGGUUCCCGAAGGAAUCGAGCUCCAUUCCGGGGAGGUGGUGCCUCUUGAUAUCAUUGUUUGCGCCACUGGCUUCGAUGUGUCAUUCUCUCCGCGGUUUCCUAUUAUCGGCAAGGACGGCUGCAACCUGCAGGAUAUGUGGACGCAGAAUCUCCCUGCCGCAUACAUGUCCUGUGCGGUCACCGCAAUGCCCAACUACUUCGUUUUCAUGGGUCCCAAUGCCCCGAUCGGGCAUGGAAGUGUGCUAUCAAUUGCCGAGCAGGUCGCACGCUACAUUGUCCGCAUGCUUACAAAAUGUCAGGUCGAAGGCAUCAAGACCGUGGUGCCUAAAGCAGAUGCCGUGCGGGAGUUUACAGAACAUACGCACAAGUUUCUCCCUCGCACGAUCUGGGCAGGCAACUGUCGCUCAUGGUACAAGAACGGUACCGUGGACGGACCCAUCACGGCUCUUCACCCAGGGAGUCGAAUUCAUUGGUUCCAUAUGAUGGAGAUCUUCCGGCCAGAGGACUAUGAGUAUGAGUAUUAUGAUAAGUCCAAUCGAUUCCAAUUCCUAGGGAAUGGCUUCUCGGUUAGGGAGAAUGGCGACAAUCCAACGUGGUAUCUCGACAGCCUCAACGAUUUCUCUGCCAUUUAA
Aspergillus puulaauensis is the source of this 1743-nucleotide messenger RNA. Its product is annotated as flavin-containing monooxygenase. Gene Ontology annotation, molecular function: N,N-dimethylaniline monooxygenase activity; flavin adenine dinucleotide binding; NADP binding. Lineage: Eukaryota; Fungi; Ascomycota; Eurotiomycetes; Eurotiales; Aspergillaceae. The record is from RefSeq and is a predicted model, not a curated record. The transcript is spliced from 4 exons. Bases 1 to 1743 code for a protein of 580 amino acids.